Molecule: messenger RNA, 1536 nt
Organism: Penicillium cataractarum
Lineage: Eukaryota; Fungi; Ascomycota; Eurotiomycetes; Eurotiales; Aspergillaceae
Product: cytochrome P450
Exons: 3
Coding region: 1-1536 (511 amino acids)
Molecular function (GO): iron ion binding; monooxygenase activity; heme binding
Source: RefSeq, a predicted model, not a curated record
AUGAUCGAUAUAACUCAUAUUUUGGUCAUCGGCGCCCUCGUGGCGCUGGGAUAUUUCAUGUUUAAUGGCUCGCGACACGAUCCUCGUGAACCACCGUUUGUGACCAGUGGUAUCCCAAUCUUAGGACACAUGUUCGGCAUGAUGUGGCAUGGAGUCGGACACUGGGGUAAUCAAGCUAAGAAGCACCCCGAGCAACCCAUCAUUAGCCUGGAUAUGCUCUUCACCAAGUUCUAUGUAAUCACUUCGCCAGAUUUGAUGCAGGCUGUGCAACGCAAUGCCAAAACUCUCAGCUUUGAGCCGCUGCUGUUAUUCGGCGCCAGGAAUAUUUCCGGCAUCUCGAACCCAAAGACUCUGGAUAUCCUCAGGGAGACGGAUGCUGGCGGCCAGGGUCUGGGCUCCAAGAUUAUGCAUGCCAUGACCCCGACACUCGUGGGAAAACCUCUGGAUCUGAUGAAUGUUCAGAUGAUCCGGUUGAUCCAACCAUUAAUUGAGAAGAUGGGUGAGACAUCCACUUUUGAUCUAUACGAGUGGUGUAAAGAUGCCACCAUGGCUGCCAGUACGGAAGCUACGUACGGCCCAAUGAACCCUUAUAAGGACAAGGAAAUCCAAGAUGCGUGGUGGGACUUCGAAACUGGCCUUGGCGCACUUAUCGCUAAUACGCUACCGUGGCUCACUGCUCGGAAAGCAUGGAAGGGUCGCCAGAAGGUCGCCGAUGCAAUUCUGAAAUACUUGCAAGAGGGCGGCCAAAACCAAGGAUCUGAACUUACUGCUGUGCGAUGGAAGGCAUCCAUGGAAGGCGGCCUCAGCAUCGAGGACUACUCCAAGCUGGAAGUCGGUAUGCUAAUUGCAUUCGUCUCGAACACCGUGCCUGCCAUGUUCUGGUGCCUCUUCGAUCUGUACGAUCGACCAAAGCUUCUUGAUGAACUACGAAAAGAAGUCGAGGCGAAUGCCCUUUCCGUGGCUACCGAUGGGACACACAGCAUUGACUUGACUGCCAUUCGGGAGCAGUGUCCUCUCUUGCUUUCCACCUUCCAGGAAAUUCUUCGCACCCGCUCCAAUUCCUCCCCAACACGUCUGGUUAUAAAGGAUACGGUCCUUGCAGAUAAAUAUCUCCUCAAGGCUGGAAAUACGGUCAGCAUGCCAUCGAUUCCAAUGGCACGGCGCCAAGAAGUCUGGGGUGAUACCUCCGAGGCAUUCGAUGAGCGUCGUUUUAUGAACUCGGGCGAGAAAAAGGAGGCUCGACGGGCUGGUGGAUUCCUGACGUUCGGUCUAUCGCCAACCAUCUGCCCUGGCCGCCACUUUGCUAGCUCUGAGAUUUUGCUCCUGGUGGCCAUGGUUAUCCUUCGGUAUGAUAUCGUUCCCGUUGGUGGAGUAUGGAAAGAGCCGAGCAAGGACACUUCGAGUAUGGUCUCAAUCAUGGGGCCCAUCAAGGAGAAGUUCCCGGUUAAUUCAACACCAAGGAAAGAAUACGCAGGAAUCAAGUGGGGAUUCCACGUGGAGGAAGGAAAAGGGCAGUUCCCACUGGUCAUAGGGUAG